CUGGAAGAAUGUCUUUUCCACCGCAUUUGAAUCGCCCUCCUAUGGGAAUCCCAACGCUUCCCCCCGGGAUCCCACCUCCACAGUUUCCUGGCUUUCCUCCACCUGUACCUCCUGGGACCCCUAUGAUUCCUGUACCAAUGGGCAUUAUGGCUCCUGCUCCAACUGUAUUAGUUCCUACCACAGUGUCUAUGGUUGGAAAACAUUUGGGAGCCAGAAAAGAACACCCUGGCUUAAAGAACAAAGAAAACGAUGAAAACAGCGGUCCCACUACCACCGUUUUUGUAGGCAACAUUUCUGAGAAGGCCUCGGACAUGCUCAUACGGCAGCUUCUAGCAAAAUGUGGCUUGGUUUUGAGUUGGAAGAGAGUACAAGGGGCAUCUGGAAAACUUCAAGCCUUUGGAUUUUGUGAGUACAAAGAACCAGAAUCCACGCUACGAGCCCUGAGACUACUCCAUGACCUCCAGAUUGGAGAGAAGAAGCUGCUAGUCAAAGUUGAUGCAAAGACAAAGGCUCAGCUAGAUGAAUGGAAAGCAAAGAAAAAGGCUUCUAAUGGGAACUCCAGACCAGAGACGACAACUGAUGACGAUGAAGCAUUGGAUGAGGAAACGAAGAGAAGAGAUCAGAUAAUUAAAGGGGCCAUUGAAGUCUUAAUACGAGAAUAUUCCAGCGAGCUCAAUGCCCCUUCCCAGGAAUCUGACUCUCACCCCAGGAAGAAGAAAAAGGAAAAGAAGGAGGACAUUUUCCGCAGAUUUCCAGUGGCCCCACUGAUACCUUAUCCACUCAUCACCAAGGAGGAUAUAAAUGCUAUAGAAAUGGAGGAAGACAAAAGAGACCUGAUAUCAAGAGAGAUCAGUAAAUUCAGAGACACACACAAGAAACUGGAGGAGGAAAAAGGCAAAAAGGAGAAAGAAAGACAGGAAAUUGAAAAAGAACGCAGAGAAAGAGAAAGGGAACGGGAACGUGAACGAGAAAGGAGGGAGCGUGAAAGAGAAAGGGAGCGUGAACGAGAGAAGGAGAAGGAACGGGAGCGUGAACGAGAACGAGAUAGGGAUCGUGACCGAACUAAGGACCGAGACAGAGACCGCGAACGAGACCGAGAUCGUGACAGAGAUCGUGAAAGGAGUUCAGAUCGCAACAAGGAUCGGAGCAGAUCAAGAGAAAAAAGCAGAGACCGGGAAAGAGAACGGGAACGGGAAAGAGAACGAGAACGAGAGAGGGAANNGGAAAGAGAACGAGAGAGGGAACGGGAAAGAGAACGCGAGCGGGAACGAGAACGGGAGAAGGAUAAGAAGAGAGACCGAGAAGAAGAUGAAGAAGAUGCCUAUGAACGCCGAAAACUAGAGAGGAAACUGCGAGAAAAAGAAGCGGCGUAUCAAGAACGUCUUAAAAACUGGGAAAUCAGAGAACGGAAGAAAAGUCGAGAAUAUGAAAAAGAGGCUGAAAGGGAAGAAGAACGAAGAAGGGAAAUGGCGAAAGAAGCCAAACGGUUAAAAGAAUUCUUAGAAGACUAUGAUGAUGACAGAGAUGAUCCAAAAUACUACAGGGGUAGUGCUCUUCAGAAGAGGCUACGAGACAGGGAGAAGGAGAUGGAAGCAGAUGAACGGGAUAGGAAGAGGGAAAAGGAAGAAUUAGAAGAAAUUAGGCAGCGCCUUCUUGCAGAAGGACACCCAGAUCCAGAUGCAGAACUCCAGAGGAUGGAGCAGGAGGCUGAGCGGCGUAGGCAGCCACAAAUAAAACAAGAGCCAGAGUCUGAGGAGGAAGAGGAAGAAAAGGCAGAAAAAGAAGAAAAAAGAGAAGAGCCAGAGGAAGAGGAAGAAGAGCCUGAACAAAAGCCCUGCCUUAAACCAACUUUACGACCUAUCAGUUCUGCCCCAUCUGUUUCUUCUGCUAGUGGAAAUGCAACCCCUAACACACCCGGUGAUGAAUCUCCCUGUGGCAUUAUUAUCCCUCAUGAAAAUUCACCUGAUCAACAGCAGCCGGAGGAGCAUCGGCCCAAAAUAGGACUUAGCCUCAAAUUGGGUGCCUGCAAUAGUCCUAAUCAACCCAAUGCUGUAAAAAGGAAGAAGCUCGCUGUGGAUAGCGUUUUCAAUAAAUUUGAUGACGAAGACAGUGAUGAUGUGCCCCGGAAAAGGAAACUCGUCCCUCUGGAUUAUGGAGAAGAAGAUAAAAGCAGUAUCAAAGGCAGUGUCAAUACAGAAGAAAAACGCAAACAUAUUAAGAGUCUCAUUGAGAAGAUUCCCACAGCGAAACCAGAGCUCUUUGCUUAUCCUCUUGACUGGUCCAUUGUGGAUUCUACACUAAUGGAACGUCGAAUUAGACCGUGGAUCAACAAGAAAAUAAUAGAAUAUAUUGGUGAAGAAGAAGCCACGCUAGUUGACUUUGUUUGUUCUAAGGUUAUGGCUCACAGCUCACCACAGAGCAUACUGGAUGACGUUGCCAUGGUACUAGAUGAAGAAGCUGAAGUUUUCAUAGUCAAAAUGUGGAGGUUGUUGAUAUACGAGACAGAAGCGAAGAAGAUUGGUCUAGUGAAAUAAAGCACUCUCCUUGCUUCUAGGGUUCCAUUUCAAUUUUGGGCUUUUUUUUUCUUCAUCAUUCAAAGACUUUGAAUUUUCUCUGUUCUCAGAGACUUGAGACCUGUAUUUUUUUAUGUAGAAAAAUGUGAAUUUUUUUGUCCUCUGCUCUGAGGCCCCCUUUACCCUUAUCAGUUAGUUAUCUGAAUCCUGCAUUGGUUCUCUUUAUAAUUCACAAGGUACAAUUACCGGUAUGUUUUAUAAACUGCAGCUACUGUACAUGCUCUCUGGUAAUUUUGUUAUGUUACUCUGAUUCUUGUAAAUAUUAAGGAAAAAAAAAGCCCCUGUUCUGCAAAACAUUUGCACUUAAUGUGGAACUACAUCAGUUACAGAUGAAGACAAAUGAUUUUACUGCAAAUUUAUGAGCGCACUUUUUUUUUUUUGCAUACUCUCCCUCUUUUUAUUUAAGGAAUGAUCAGAGUACAAUUUAAAAAUAAGUGGCUUGAGCUGCUUUUACAGAACGGCCUUGUGUGUUCAUUUGGUCCCUUCAUCUGACUGGAAAAGGAGUUCCCUCGGACUUUUAAUUCUGAUGUGAACCAGCAGUAGUCUUG
Molecule: messenger RNA, 3121 nt
Organism: Charadrius vociferus (killdeer)
Lineage: Eukaryota; Metazoa; Chordata; Aves; Charadriiformes; Charadriidae
Gene: RBM25
Product: RNA binding motif protein 25
Exons: 19
Coding region: 9-2534 (841 amino acids)
Biological process (GO): mRNA processing; regulation of alternative mRNA splicing, via spliceosome
Cellular component (GO): spliceosomal complex
Molecular function (GO): mRNA binding
Source: RefSeq, a predicted model, not a curated record